CAAUCCGACGGGGGCUUUUCUUCACCGCCUAUGGCCGCACAUCGGCAUCCCUGAGCCGCUGGCCUCGUCCAGGACCUUUUACCCAUCGUUGUCCUCAAAAGGUCUUUGAAUCGGGGAGACAUUUCUUUUUUCUUUUUUUUUAAAUCAUCCUCGGCAGACUAUUUUAAAAGAACCCGGUGCUAUGCUGGGCCCAUCUCUCUAGAUCUUGUGAUUAAUACACGAUCUCUCCUCCCACAUUCGUCCGACGGAGAUCCUGGUACUCCCCUCCAUCCCCAGCGAUGCAUCCUAGCGCAGUGAUGCUGGCGGUGGUCCUUAUUCUGGGGAACUUGAUGCUGCCUUUCAUCUCGGCUCAAAACGCUGGGUUUGUGAAGUCGCCAAUGUCUGAGACUAAGCUUACGGGGGACACCUUUGAGCUGUACUGCGACGUGGUCGGCAACCCCACUCCGGAGAUCCAGUGGUGGUAUGCCGAGAUCAACCGAGCUGACUCCUUCAAGCAGCUGUGGGACGGAGCCCGUAAGCGCCGGGUAUCCAUCAACACGGCCUACGGCGCCAAUGGGGUCAGUGUGCUUGGCAUCACGCGUCUCACACUGGAGGACUCUGGGACCUAUGAGUGCCGGGCCAGCAACGACCCCAAGCGCAAUGACCUCCGACAAAACCCUGCCAUCACCUGGAUCCGUGCCCAGGCCACCAUUUUGGUGCUACAGAAACCAAAGAUCAAUGCCUCUGAUCAGACCAUCCUGUCAGCGGACAACCCAAGAAAACAAAUCUCCCUGCAGUGUAACCUCACCACUGCCCACACGCCCCACAAGGAGAGCUUCUGGAUGAAGAAUGGGCAGGAAAUCCAAAACACACGGACAGAGCUGAGGAACACAGCACACAGAAUCGUUAAAUCGCGGGCAGACGAUUCUGGGGAAUACAUGUGCGUUUACACAUUUGCCAUGGCACCGAAUGCAAAUGCUACAAUCGAAGUAAAAGCAAAACCUGAUGUCACCGGCCACAAGCGAAGUGAAAAUAAGAACGAGGGGGAAAAUGCAAUGCUUUACUGCAAGUCUGUUGGUUACCCACAUCCCACCUGGACAUGGCGUAAAAUGGACGGAACAUCCUACACGGACAUUGACAACUCCACUGGACGCUUCUUCAUCACUAUCAGAGACAACUACACGGAGCUCAACAUACUGAACCUGGAUAUAAGCAGCGAUCCUGGAAUAUACCAAUGCAAUGCUACUAACGUGAUAGGAAACACUGCUGAGACCACUAUACUUCGGGUGCGCAGCCACCUGGCACCGCUUUGGCCUUUCCUGGGUGUGCUCGCAGAAAUUAUCAUCCUAGUAGUCAUCAUCGUUGUGUACGAGAAACGCAAGAGGCCGGACGACAUUAUUGAUGACGACGAACCAGUCGGACCAACGAAAACCAAUUCAACAAACAACCACAAGGACAAAAACAUUCGCCAGAGGAAUACAAAAUAAGCAAUUUACUCAAACAAAAUGGCUAAACUGCAUUUUUGACAACAUGAAGGUAACAGAGGUGGAUAAAGCUCCG
Molecule: messenger RNA, 1539 nt
Organism: Cyclopterus lumpus (lumpfish)
Lineage: Eukaryota; Metazoa; Chordata; Actinopteri; Perciformes; Cyclopteridae
Product: neuroplastin-like
Exons: 9
Coding region: 279-1466 (395 amino acids)
Biological process (GO): cell-cell adhesion
Cellular component (GO): cell-cell junction
Molecular function (GO): cell adhesion molecule binding
Source: RefSeq, a predicted model, not a curated record